Messenger RNA from Acanthopagrus latus (yellowfin seabream), 2307 nucleotides. RefSeq lists its product as uncharacterized. The record is from RefSeq and is a predicted model, not a curated record. Bases 437 to 1108 code for a protein of 223 amino acids. NCBI's taxonomy places the organism in Eukaryota, Metazoa, Chordata, Actinopteri, Spariformes, Sparidae. The transcript has 6 exons.
CGUAAAAGAAAGGGAAAACAGUCUGAGAGAAGCGCUGGAGACGUGGGCCGAUAACAACGGGAGCCUCCAGUGUUUUGUCAUAAGUUACCGAGCAGGAGAGUCGUUUUGUUGAGCUGGGAAGUGUUAGCGGCGGAUGCUAACCGCUACCGCUAGCCGAAGUUAGCAUCGAGCUAGCUCCCUACAACGGAUUCAAGAUUCAAGAAGACUUUAUUUAUCCCGAGGGAAAUUGUCUUGCAACAGUAGUAAAACAAAGUGAGAAAGGAAUACAAAAGUAAUAAAUAAUGUGUAAAGACAUCCAGGACGUUUUUUGACGCCAGCCUGCACUUCAUCGGUUGCCUGGGCAUCACCAUCUACAUUCACCUUCCUUCAACACAUCCAGUUGGUAUUGAAGCAGCUUCCUGGACCCUCAUGUUGAGACGCAACUUGAUCCGUCAAUAUGGCAAAUCCCAUACGACUCCUCAUCUUGUUGAGUGAUGACAGCUCAGAGAGGAUGGAUCUACCACUGGUGCCAGACAACUUUGAAGAGCUCAUUGAACAGAUCAAUGCAGAGUUUCUGUGGGUUACUGCAGUUCCCCUGCUGACAAGAUUUAUGGCCCAGCUGGACAAGUACUCCACGCAGCUACUGAAGAUCAUCAAAAAGAAGGGAGGGGCAACCAAAGCAAAAACUGCUACGAUCCUGGAGUUUCUUGAUCAGGAUGCUGAUGCUGAUCUCAGAAGGGAGUGUGUCCUCAAAUCUCUCAUAUUAUACCUGGGAGAAUGUGUUGAGGACCUGAUAAAAGAAUACACAAUGUUCGAGAAAGAUCAAGCCGAGCAAGAGCUGGAGAGUACCACCAUGGCGGUCUUCGUCUUAAGAGAGAACUCGAGCCUUCUACAACAGCCCAAAGAGAUUGGGAUCAUCAUUGAUGGUGUGGAAGUCCUCAAUGUGUUGCCUUCUGUGGCAGCUGGAGUGGUAAUGCUCUUUGGACUCUGUUAUGCCAGUAACAUGGAAUAUCCACAGGCGUUCAGGUUCACCUUUGAGGCACUUCAGAACGUCCUGAUGGAGCUUGGUUCCAACAAAAUGAGCUCCAAGAUUCGCAAACUGAAUGGUGAACUCCACGCUGAACAGUAGUAUGUGUGGCAUGCGUACACGUGCUUGCGUGUGUAGUAACCACAAGCUGCUAGCCAGCACUUUGAGGGGGAGAACCUCAGCUGCACUUAGUUGCACCUAGCCAAGGGUGCUGUAGCCAUUUAAAGCUAUGUUAUAUUGUUGGGCUUUGAGUGAGUGUUUUGAAUUUGGUCGUUUUAGGGUCAACACUGCUUCCAGAAAGCAAUAUUUUAUUUCAUUUCAUUUACCAGUAAUUACAGUUCAGAUUGUAUAGAGCCUGUGUAUAGGCCUAUUGCCAUGUGUGUUUGUCCUGGUUCAUUUGCUGUGUAGGCAAUCUAUUUUUUAUUUGACUUGCAUUUCUUAAAGAUCUGUUCUGAAAACUAUGCAGCAGAUUCUAAGUUCAGAUACUAUCUUGAUAAAGACUGCCCAUUUAAAAAGGGAGAUUCCAGUUGCCAGAGGCUGAUAAAACAGUAUAUGUUUUCUAAAAAAAAAAUUCAGUUAUUAUUCCUGUGUGCUACAGUAUAUAGCAUCCUCCCCUGCCCUCAUGGCCCUGUCCUGCUCUCUAUCCUCCUCUUUCCUGCCUCCAUUCUCCAUCCUUUACUCUGUUCCCCUCUUCACUCUACUGCCCUCUCCAUCCUAUCUUCUCCUGGCCUGACUAGCCUAAGAAAUCAAAGGUAGUCUUAUAGUUUAAAUGAAUGAUUGGCAUGAAAACUAAAAGAGAUCAGUACCUGAAAAUUGUGUUCUGAUGGCUGUACAAGUUGUAAUGAUUUAACAUACAAAUAAAAACAUCAGUAACUUUGCGUCUGGAUGUUUGAUCCCAGGCAUUACAGGGAAAUGACAACAAUAUCAACAGGGAUCUCACCCUUUGUUUAAGCAUCUGUGUUUUAUUUAAGUUUCAAUUGGCUCCACAUCAAUCCAUGCAACAGCACAUGUUCUUACAGAGAAUGAUUAGAAUCUAUAUAAAUAGGAAACUCUGUUGCAAUUGGCUGAUUAACAUGAGAACAUCUUCUUCUCCUCUUCUCUCCGUCUCCUCCCCUCGCCACCUUGCAAUGCCUUUAGGGAUGCUAUACAGUGUAUCAAUUUAGUCAGCAUCUCAUAAUCCAGGGUUACUCACUUGCCUUCUUUUAGAAUAAAACAAAUGAAGUCCGAUUGCCUAAUGUUAAUAUGUUGCAUAUGGUUCAUAUAUGUUAAAGAUUAAUGAAUACAUUUAACGUCAUCUGUUG